Messenger RNA from Eubalaena glacialis (North Atlantic right whale), 1002 nucleotides. RefSeq names its product actin-related protein 2/3 complex subunit 1A-like. The record is from RefSeq and is a predicted model, not a curated record. Gene Ontology annotation, cellular component: actin cytoskeleton; Arp2/3 protein complex. Gene Ontology annotation, molecular function: actin filament binding. Gene Ontology annotation, biological process: Arp2/3 complex-mediated actin nucleation. NCBI's taxonomy places the organism in Eukaryota, Metazoa, Chordata, Mammalia, Artiodactyla, Balaenidae.
AUGCCUGGAACAGGGAUCAUACAGAUUGCCCUUAGCCCCAAUAACCACGAAGUCCACAUCUAUAAGAACGGGAGCCAGUGGGUGAAAGCUCAUGAAUUCAAGGAGCACAACGGACACAUCACAGGUAUCGACUGGGCUCCCAAGAGUGACCGCAUGGUCACUUGCGGGGCCGACCGCAAUGCCUACGUCUGGGGUCAGAAAGGUGGAGUCUGGAAGCCGACCCUGGUGAUCCUGAGAAUUAACUGUGCAGCCACCUUUGUCAAGUGGUCCCUGCCAGAGAACAAAUUUGCCGAGGGCAGCAGAGCACGACUCAUUUCUGUUUGUUACUUCGAGUCAGAAAAUGACUGGUGGGUAAGCAAGCACAUAAAAAAACCCAUUCGCUCCACGGUCACCAGUACGCCCUGGGGCAGCAAGAUGCCUUUUGGUCAGCUGAUGUCAGAGUUUGGUGGCAAUGGCAGUGGCACUGGCGGCUGGGUGAACGGGGUCAGCUUCUUCACCAGCGGGAGCCGCCUGGCCUGGGUCAGCCACGACGGCACCGUGUCUGUUGUUGAUGCCUCAAAAAGUGUGCAGGUCUCAACUCUGAAGACAGAGUUCCUGCCCCUCCUGAUUGUGUCGUUCGACUCGGAAAACAGCGUUGUGGCUGCUGGCCAUGACUGCUGCCCCAUGCUCUUUAACUACGACGACUGCGGCUACUUGACCUUCAUCUCCAAACUAGACAUCCCGAAACAGAGCAUCCAGUGCAACAUGUUGGCCAUGGAGCGCUUCCGCAACAUGGACAAGUGGGCCACGACCGAGGACCGAAACACAGCCCUGGAGACGCUGCACCAGAACAGCAUCUCUCAAGUGUCUAUUUAUGAGGUGGACAAGCAAGAUUGUCGCAAAUUUUGCACUACUGGCAUUGAUGGAGCCAUGACCAUUUGGGAUUCCAAGACCUUAGAGUCUUCUAUCCAGGGCCUUUGGAUAAUGUGAAGCUGAGCGAGCCUCCCAGAUCCAGCAUGAGGA